Molecule: messenger RNA, 711 nt
Organism: Recurvomyces mirabilis
Lineage: Eukaryota; Fungi; Ascomycota; Dothideomycetes; Mycosphaerellales; Teratosphaeriaceae
Gene: PSF2
Product: DNA replication protein psf2
Exons: 3
Coding region: 1-711 (236 amino acids)
Biological process (GO): double-strand break repair via break-induced replication; DNA replication
Cellular component (GO): GINS complex; nucleus
Source: RefSeq, a predicted model, not a curated record
AUGGAGCACGUGACAGUAAUCCCGCGACAGAGACUGGAUGGAUUAGAACUGCUAGGUGGCCCGACAAAACCGCUCAAUCCUCCCUUUUCAACACCUUUACCGCUGUGGCUGGCUCUCCUGCUCAAGAAGCAGCGUCGAGCGAAUAUUAGUCCGCCGCCAUGGUUGAGCGUGGAGGCGUUGACGCAUAUACUUGACUUUGAGACGGAUGAGCGGACAGCAGAGGUCUUCUCGCCCGCGCCUACGAUGCCUCGUGCGAUUGGCAUGACGCCGUUAGAAGGUGAUCCAUACCUAUCCCGUGACUCGCUUGAGCUAUCACCGCCUUUCAUGAGCGACGCGGCGACUGCACGGGCGCAAGAAGACGCUUUGCCGUAUCAUUGGCUUGAGCUUGGGCAUCUCCUGCUUACGCACGCAGCGGAUGACUUCGAUGAGCCUGAUACCGUGCGCAAGCUCCUGAGAGAUUUGCGAGAAGUGAGAAUGAGUAAGCUGAGAAAAGGCUUCAAGGUGCUUGGGCCUGGGGCUGGUAUCAAGAUGAAUGGUGUUGGUGGAAUGGAAGUGGCGGAAGUGAGAGGGUUUGUGGUGGGUAUGGUUGAUGGAUUACGCAAAAUCAACCGCUCUCGCGAAGAGUCGCGAAAGGAACGGGAGAUCGAAGAACGUGAGAAUGGUCUCGGGAGCAGUAGUUACGCUGACGAAGAAGAUGAAGAUAUGCUGUGA